Messenger RNA from Anopheles maculipalpis, 1554 nucleotides. RefSeq names its product FMRFamide receptor-like. Bases 51 to 1532 code for a protein of 493 amino acids. Gene Ontology annotation, biological process: G protein-coupled receptor signaling pathway. The record is from RefSeq and is a predicted model, not a curated record. Gene Ontology annotation, cellular component: membrane. The transcript has a single exon. Gene Ontology annotation, molecular function: G protein-coupled receptor activity. NCBI's taxonomy places the organism in Eukaryota, Metazoa, Arthropoda, Insecta, Diptera, Culicidae.
AAGCAUAAAAGCGUGUCAAUGCACACAAAACUACACACCGAUCGUGCAUAAUGAACGGCUCGAACGUCGACUAUCAGGUGCAUCACCUGUUGCUCGGUAAUGGAAGUAGUAGUAGUAGUAGUAGUAGUAGCGGUGGCGGCGGCACCAGUGCUAGUGGCGUCACCUAUGCAGAGGAAGCUGCGUUGGGCAGUAAUCUUAGCGCCCGGCUAGUGACCACCAACGAAAGUGUGCUAACGAUCGUUUCCUGCUACGAUGACUACAUGCCCAACGAGAUGCUGGUGGAGUUCGAGUUCUGGAUCAGUGGUGUGGUGAUGAAUGUGAUCGCACUGAUCGGUAUCCUCGGGAACAUCUUCUCGAUGGUGAUCCUGUCACGGCCCCAGAUGCGUUCCAGCAUCAACUAUCUGCUGAUUGGGUUGGCUCGCUGUGAUACGGUGCUGAUCCUCACCUCAGUACUCAUCUUCGGUCUGUGUGCGAUCUAUCCGCAUACGGGCUAUCUGUACUACUACCACUAUCAGAUCUUUCCGAAGAUUUCCCUAGUCGUGUAUCCGCUCGCGAUGAUCGCCCAGACAGCAAGCGUGUAUCUUACGCUUACGGUCACACUCGAACGGUACGUGGCCGUUUGUCAUCCGUUGCGAGCCCGCGCCCUCUGUACAUAUGGUAGAGCACGGUUAUACGUGGUGGGCAUACUGAUCUUUUCGAUCCUCUACAACCUGCCACGAUUUUGGGAGGUGACACUCAUAUCCUCCACCCAUCCGGACACCGGGCUCGUGAUCUACUGCGUAAAAGCGUCCGAUAUGCGCACGAACGAGACGUACAUCAAGGUGUACAUCCACUGGCUGUACAUGAUCUUCGUGUACUUUCUGCCCUUCAGCUUGAUCUCGUUUUUCAACCUGAUGAUCUACCGGCAGGUAAGGCGAGCGAACAAGGAACGCCAACGAUUAUCACGCUCCGAGAAGCGCGAGAUCGGUCUCGCAACAAUGCUGAUCUGCGUGGUGAUCGUGUUUCUGCUCUGCAACCUACCCGCCAUGAUGAUCAACAUCGUCGAAGCGUUCUACAGCGUGAUCAUCGAGUACAUGGUGAAGGUGUCCAACCUGCUCGUCACCAUCAAUUCGAGCGUCAACUUCUUCAUCUACGUCAUCUUCGGCGAAAAGUUUAAGCGCAUCUUCCUGCUGCUUUUUUGCAAACCCCGCGGCCGCCAAUCACCGGAUGACGGUCUUAUCCACGAUGACAGCUCCUUCUCGAACGGAGACGCCAGCAAUCGCAACUCGGGCCGUUUCCAGCGUGUCGGUACCACGCGCAGCACCUCGACCAAGCUGAGCAACUGCAGUAUGCGCACGAUCCGGACGACGGUCCGGAGUACGCGGGCCCCCUCGCCCGGCCCGAUCGUUUACUAUCCGGCACGGGAAACACUUCCCCGGCUCACCCAACCGCCAACGAUCACCCGCAGCAGCUCCAUGUUCCCGGACUGGAGCAAUGGUAGGGGGGAGAAUGGGUCCAACGGGGGUAUCAUGAUGGCGUCGUCCGGUUUCUAGGUUGGAGCAGUAACAGCACUGA